This is a messenger RNA of Aspergillus neoniger CBS 115656, 1573 nucleotides long. It is a transcript of the gene fbp1, whose product is annotated as fructose 1,6-bisphosphate 1-phosphatase. The transcript is spliced from 2 exons. Lineage: Eukaryota; Fungi; Ascomycota; Eurotiomycetes; Eurotiales; Aspergillaceae. The record is from RefSeq and is a predicted model, not a curated record. Gene Ontology annotation, biological process: sucrose biosynthetic process; fructose 1,6-bisphosphate metabolic process; fructose metabolic process. Gene Ontology annotation, molecular function: fructose 1,6-bisphosphate 1-phosphatase activity. The coding region runs from base 479 to 1546 and encodes 355 amino acids. Gene Ontology annotation, cellular component: cytoplasm; cytosol.
GGUUCUGGAUGCUCUUUCUCUCUCCACUCUCUCUCUCUCUCUUUUGUUGUAAAUGUCCGGUUUAUUCUGGCUUCUGACGUUAGGUUCCUAACCCGGUAAAAGAUUGGUCCUAGCUGGCCCCAACGCUCACUUAAAGGAUGCCCCUGUUCUCCUGGGAUGGAGCAUAGAUAGAUCACUUUCUUCCUGCAGCUUCUACGUAUCUACGUACUCAUUGCCAACUGUCCCUCCCUCCUCCACUUGUCCCAAAGUACUUAUAAACUACAUCUCAACCGCUCCUCCCAGCUCAUUCCCACCCCUCCUCUGUACCCUGGUUAUCUCCGCAUCUUCCUGCUUUCCCCGUUGACCCGAGGUUGAAAAGCCAAAGUUCUUUUAAAAAGAAGCAGCCAGCGCCAGACUAGAUUGUCUCCGCUUUCCACUUGUACUACUACUACUUCACAAGCCCUCUCUUCACCCAGCUUCAAAUCACACGCUGCACAACAUGUCUUCAAGCGGCAAUGGCGGUGCUCCUCCCGUAGGACAGGAGAACAUCAACACGGAUAUUGUCACCCUCACCCGCUUCCUCACCGAGGAGCAGGUCAAGGUUCCAGAAGCCACCGGUGACUUCACACUACUCUGCCACGCUCUUCAAUUUGCUUUCAAGUCUAUUGCCUACUACAUUCGUCGCGCUUCCUUGAUUAACCUGACUGGUUUGGCUGGUUCCUCAAACACGACUGGCGACGAUCAGAAGAAGCUUGACGUCAUCGGCAAUGACAUAUUCAUUUCCGCCAUGAAGGGCUCCGGCAAGUGCCGUAUCCUUGUUUCCGAGGAGGAGGAAGAGGCUAUCAUCUUCGACGAGCACCCCAAUGCCCGCUAUGCCGUGGUCUGCGACCCUAUUGACGGUUCCUCCAACCUUGACGCUGGCGUUUCGGUUGGUACCAUCUUCGGAAUCUUCAAGCUUCCCGAUGAGGUCCUCGGUCCCAACAACAAGGUCACUGCUCAGGACCUCCUUCGCCCCGGCACGGAGAUGGUUGCCUCUGGCUUCACCAUGUACGGUGCAUCCGCACAGCUGGUGAUCACCAUGCGCAACGGCGGUGUCAAUGGCUUCACCAUGGAGAACUCUCUGGGUGAAUUCAUCCUGACACACCCCAACAUGCAGCUUCCCGCCAAGCGGGCCAUCUACUCGGUCAACGAGGGUAACAGCAUGUACUGGGAUGACUGGGUGAACAAGUACCUCCACUCGCUGAAGUACCCCGGUGACGGCCAGAAGCCUUACAGCGCGCGUUAUAUUGGUAGCAUGGUGGCCGAUGCCUACCGGACUCUCCUCUACGGUGGUGUUUUCGCCUACCCGGCUGAUUCCAAGAGCCGCAAGGGCAAGCUGCGUAUCCUCUACGAGUGUGCCCCCAUGGCUAUGCUUUUUGAGAACGCAGGUGGUCUGGCAGUGAACUCCCAGAUGGAGCGUCUUCUGGAGGUGGUUCCGGAACACAUUCACGACCGGAGCGGUGUGUUCCUGGGCUCGAAGGACGAGGUACAGAAGAUUAUCGACACGUACAACCAGCACCACAAAUGAGUUCAUGGCACAAAGGAACAGCACUAG